Microstroma glucosiphilum is the source of this 908-nucleotide messenger RNA. RefSeq lists its product as hypothetical. The record is from RefSeq and is a predicted model, not a curated record. The transcript has a single exon. Bases 314 to 784 code for a protein of 156 amino acids. Lineage: Eukaryota; Fungi; Basidiomycota; Exobasidiomycetes; Microstromatales; Microstromataceae.
AAAUAGUGUCCGUGAGUGCGAGUCAGGUCAAAGAGAGACGCUUCCAAGAGAGAGUGAAGAAAUACAGAGAAUGACGAGGAUGAUUGACAAAUGGAGGAAAGAGCAAGGAGACACGGAGGAAAGGCCCAAGAAUGCGCCACUCGGGGAUGGUCACACAGGCUCGAUGGGUAUGAUGAGGACGAAACUGAUGUUGAUGAGGAUGAGGAGGAGGACUGAAGACCUGCUAAUGUAGGGAUGGAGGCCGGAGCGUUUCGAUAUAUAUGACGAAGGGUGGGUGCGUAUAUGCUUCCCUCCGUGGCCUGCCUGCCUCUCCAUGCAUCAUCCAUUCGAUGAGGAAAUUGGCCUCACCCGCACACCCUGCCGAGACCAGACUGGCGCCUCCCGUCGGACUCCCGUCGGACUCUCGGUGCCAAGCCGAGGACCGAGCACCAGGCCUUGCUCGCUCGCUCCCACACCCACACAGCCAAGAAAAUCGAGGCCGGGGAGGGGAAACAAUCACUCGACGCCCAGACACAAACCACACAGACACACACACACACUCAAGAGGACAAGAAGCCAGAGCCAAGAUGCCGAGGUCGCGCAUCUACGCAUCUACGCCUCUUUGCUGCCCCUGCCCUGCCCUGCCGAAUAUUGCAUGGCCCUUUCGGCACAUUUGCGCACUGCACCUGGCAUCGGCCCCUGCAUCAACUGCACCCUGCUGAAUAGAUGCCUUACGGGCGACACUGCCCGGCGAAAUCGGCGCGGAGCAAUCAUCGGUACGUGGCACGAGGUGUCAGAGGGAUGACAACAAGAGAUCCGAACCAGAUAGUACAGCUUGUCCCGGAAGUCCGGGUAAGCCGGCGUCUAGGAUAGUUAGCAGCGAUGCAAUUUUCGGGCAAGACGAUGAAACAGAAGGGAUAGUGUGAGAA